This is a messenger RNA of Racocetra persica, 352 nucleotides long. The record is from the annotation of a GenBank genome assembly. NCBI's taxonomy places the organism in Eukaryota, Fungi, Glomeromycota, Glomeromycetes, Diversisporales, Gigasporaceae.
AGAGAGGGUGUGGAUUAAUCAUUUAGAAGAAAAAAAUGCAGAUUUGGAGCAAAAGUUGCGAGAACAAAGAGAAACAAGAGAACCACAGGUGAUAAGUAAAAGAGAUGGUAAGUGGAAGAAGAAAUAUAAGGAAUUAUCGAGUAAAGUUGAAAGGAGAGAGGAAUUAGAGCAAGAGUUAAAUACGAAUUUUUUAAGAUCAAGAAGAAUUUUUCGUUUACAAGAAAAUUUAAACAGAAAUAAGAUAAAGAGAGAUAAGGAUAAGUUAAUGAAGGAGUUAAAGAAAGAAAAAAAUAAAAUGAGAAGAAAGAUAGAUCAAUUAAAGAUGUUAGAAAAAGAGAAGUUAGAGUGGUAG